Messenger RNA from Dothidotthia symphoricarpi CBS 119687, 2169 nucleotides. RefSeq names its product amidase signature enzyme. Bases 18 to 1940 code for a protein of 640 amino acids. The transcript has 7 exons. Lineage: Eukaryota; Fungi; Ascomycota; Dothideomycetes; Pleosporales; Dothidotthiaceae. The record is from RefSeq and is a predicted model, not a curated record.
GUGCACUUAACUUCUGCAUGAGUUUUCUACUUCGAUUUAACGUUCUAUCAUGCCACAAGGCAUUUCCAGCCAUGGAACGAAGAUACUCACACCAUCUCACGCUGUCUCCCAAGUCUUUUAGCAUCGAAGACAGGAAUUACAUAGCCCGGCCCACCGAACAUGUUCUCUCGGGAAACGUUCUCAAAUCCAACUCUUUCGCAACUGUGUUGGCCGUGCGACCCGGUGAUACUGUCAACGCUGGAACGUUGCGAAAACAAUUCGCGCACUUCACGAAAAUUGACGACGUUUUCCACCCAAGAUUUCUUGAAGGUAUCAUUUUUCAAGGUGCAGAACAAUCCCAAGUCACAAUCGAUGUCACACCUUCUGAGAUUUUGAAAGAGUGGGGCAUCGAGUGGGCGGAAUUUCAACCUACAUUGACAGUUCUAGACCCGUCUGUGUUGCCGCCAGGACCGUACUUGAUACAGAAUGGACAGCUGUCCCAGGUGUGGAGAGUAUAUAGUGACGACAAUCUUGCAUUUCUUCAGUCAGUGUGGCCAUCCAUCAAAUCUCCAAGCGAAUUUGCGCAAGUUCCUUUUGCUGGAACUGGUCAUCGAACUUUAGGCAUCGCUGUCCCCUCCCGACUCCAGUCGUCAGUCACGGAACGCUGUCCUCUGGCUGGAGUUCGAGUUGGGAUCAAGGACCUCUACCACUUGAAAGGCAUCCGAACCUCGCUCUGUAAUCGAGCAUUCAAUGACUUGUACCCGCCACAACUCAUGACCUCUCCUACCAUACUUCAUUUGAUAUCAAAAGGUGUACAUGUCGUCGGAAAGAAUCAUCUGAGUUCAUUCGCUCUCCAAGAGCAUCCCACUCAAAGUGUAGAUUAUGAGUCGCCAUUCAAUCCACGAGCGGAUGGUUAUCAGAUACCUGGAGGGAGCAGUAGCGGAAGCGCUUCUGCGGUGGCAUCAUAUGAAUGGUUGGAUUUUGCCAUUGCUACAGAUGCCACCGGAAGCGUCCGAAUACCAGCUCUUCAGAACGGAUGUUUUGGUCUGAGGCCGUCAACAAAUACACUCUCUACUGAAGGAGUUGUCUCCGUCUAUCCAGGGUUUGACACACCAUCGCUACUAGGCCGUGACUUAAGCCGGUUUCACAAUUUUGCAUCUGUUUGGUAUGGAGAGAAGCAUAUGCCCAAAUCCAUCAGAUCACCCAAAUUACUGGUCCCCACUGACUUUCUCGUAAACAUCAACGCAAACCAACUGCAGCUUGUUGAGAGUUUCCUGAGAGAUCUCGAAAGAGGUUUAGACACAAUAGUCGAGCGAUGCUCCAUCGCAGAAGCCUGGACGGCAUCGGCACCAGUAGACGAACGAAACCUCAACAUCUAUCUUCAAAACGCGACGCUGCAUAGCUAUUACUACGAGGCUUUUCAUGCCUUUAACGAGUUCCAACAAUCGUAUAAAGGGACAUUUGGACGCAAACCCUUCAUCACUGAGACGAAUCGGUGGAUAUGGAGCUGGGGAGCAAACGUCACUCAGGCCCAACAUGACGAUAUGGAUGAACGACUCCGAAUUUUCAAAGAUUGGUUUCUGGAAAAGUACAUGAAGGUGAACGAGCAAGAUUCAGUCUUGAUAUUUCCAAUAUCGGAUGUGAGACCCAAUUAUAGAGACACUUAUCCUGGACUUAGCAAGGAGCCAAGUACCGGACUGCGAUCUACCUACCUGAGUCCAUACCUCGGAGCACCUGAACUUGGCAUUCCGAUCGGACACAUCAACUAUGAAUCACGGAUAUCUGGUAACAUCGAGUAUCUACCAGUAGCCAUCUCUUUGAUGGGCCCUCCCGGUAGUGAUUUGGCACUCAUCGAGCUAACCAUGAACGUCCUACAGGCCUCAAAUCGGCCCACGUCGGUACGUCCUGGAACGGCUAGAAUGUGGGAAUACGAUGUUCCAACAGUCUCUACACAUUUGUGAAGAUACACAGGACACGGCUCGGCUGCACUGAAUUUAUUACUCGCUAGAAUCCACAUCAUCCUGCUAAAAGUGAUCUACCAUAUGAUGCGCGUAUCGACAUCCCAGCUAUUAGAGAGUUUUCUAUCGUACUCGGCUGAACUGGCAGCAGGCUGAAACUCCAGAAACAAGGCAAAUAUGCAUUAUCCCUACGGCCGUAUCAGAACCAGGCUGUCCGCCACGUACAUCAAAU